This is a messenger RNA of Brassica napus (rape), 1608 nucleotides long. RefSeq lists its product as uncharacterized. NCBI's taxonomy places the organism in Eukaryota, Viridiplantae, Streptophyta, Magnoliopsida, Brassicales, Brassicaceae. Bases 1 to 1608 code for a protein of 535 amino acids. Gene Ontology annotation, cellular component: nucleus. Gene Ontology annotation, biological process: DNA replication; DNA recombination; DNA repair. The record is from RefSeq and is a predicted model, not a curated record. The transcript has 9 exons. Gene Ontology annotation, molecular function: DNA binding.
AUGGAACCCACCGGCAACUCCCCCGACUCCAGUGACCGCAAGACCGGCAAGAAGAUCGUCGCCUCCUCUGCUACUGUGAAACCAAAUGGGAAGUCCAUCUCUUCCUCCGCGAUUGCGAAGACUGAUGUUUCAUCUCCUGUUCCGGUGAAACCAAACGUUGCUACCGAUCUCUCCUCCGUGCAUGCAGACCAAGUCAUGUUAUUCCGAGAUGUCUCAUUCGGCCCACGCGAAGCGGAGUUGAGGUUUCGUCUGAUUCACUUCUGGGAGGCUCGAAAUCCACUCACGAAAACACUCAUCGGACAAGAGAUGCUUCUUAUCGAUGAAGAGGUCAGGACUGCUAUUCAAGGUUUUGUUCCAGCCGGACGGGUCGGGACCUUUGAUCUGACAGAUGGGGUCGUGUAUAAGCUGAACAACUUCUUCGGGUCCAGAAGCAAAGUUCAAUAUCGAGUUGCUGAUCAUAUCGCCACCGUCUCAUUCACCUGGAAUUCUGAUUUAGCGGUUCUUGAUAACCCUCCGGUCCCAUUUCCAGAGGAUAGGUUCAGGUUCCACGGCUAUGAGGAGUUUAGGGCCAACUGCGACUCUAAGGGUGACCUUUAUGAUUAUGUUGGCCAUAUGAAGCUGGUGAAUGGGCAGACUAUCUCUGACCAUAUUGUUCUUGACGAGGUUGACAUCUCAGAGAAGUGGCAUAUAUGUGUUCAUGUUCAGACACAUGAUGGACCAGUGAUGAAGCUCUACAUAUGGGACAAGGCUGCAUCCGACUUCUGCCAGAAAUUCAAAUCUUAUGGAGGCACCCCAAUCGUUCUGUUAGUCACCACUGUGAACCCCAAACACCUUGGAGGAACACUCGCUCUCACUACAAUGUCAUCAUCUCGAGUGUUCAUGGAUGCUGAUGUCCAGCCUAGCAAAGAUUACCUUGAAUGGUUGAGCUCUAACUCAGACAUUGCUAAUAGGGUUGCUGCUGAGGUCGUUACCAAGCCUGAGACAGUGACUCUAGGGGAGAUAUUCUCUUACAUCAAGCAGGAAGGUUCUAAGGUUGCUUGGUUUGAAUGCACAGCAACUAUCGAUGAUGUUGUCCAGGGUUCUGCCUGGUAUUACAUUUCUUGCGGAGGAUGUAAUAGUAAGGCAGUAAAAGGGCCUACCUCUCUGACUUGUAACAGCAAGAAGUGUGGGAAAAGGGAAGUUACCGGCGUUGCUCAGUACCUCACAAAGAUCUCUGUUUAUGAUGAGAGUGAGCAAGCAGUUUUUGUUGUACUUGGUGAUGCUGGCAAAGAGUUGACCGGGAAGCAUGCGUCAGCAUUAGUUGUCAGUUACUUUGAGUCCAAUGCUGGUGUGGAUGCUGACCAUUGCGUGCCGGUGCCGCAAGCUCUACUUGAUGCAAUAGGGCAGAAGCGCAGAUUCGUUGUGAAGGUUUCCGACCAUAACUUGACAGGCAAGACUCAAACCCUGACUGUCACCAAGAUACUCCCGCCAGAAGCUCCACAGCCCAUAGAACACUUGGAAGAAAAGGCUAAUCCUUCAAGAGGCUUCGAAGAUGCUGCGGGUGAUAUGGUUAGGAAAGCAUCUGAGCGUCUUGAGUCCGGAGAAGCCAAGCGCCCCAAGAGUGGCUAA